AUGAAUAUGGUCAUGAUGCAUAUGUGGUUCUAUCAAGGGGCUGAAUGAGUCUUCCUCUUCCGUCCCUUCUUAACAACAAAUCAUGGAGAAUACUUUGCUGGACUAGUAGUGACCUUUAUACUUUCAGUGAUGAUCGAGUUCCUCUCUUUUGCAAUGCUUAGUAUUAAAGUUCAAUCUGAAAAGGAAGGGACCAUCAAUCCUAUUGUCGGCCGUAUCCUUAGUGUGUUACUUUAUGGACUCCAGAUGCUGAUCGCACUCGCAGUCAUGCUCCUUGUAAUGACUUUUAACGCCCUAAUCUGUCUAAUGGUCGUCCUUGGAGUUGUUACAGGGUAUGCAAUGUUUGGAUUCUUGCGUUUAGACCUUCAAUCUCAGAUCAAGGACUCUAGUUUCCAUGCUGUCGCUGAGAAAUGCUGUACUUAACUUAUCGGUAUUGAUCCAGACUCACCAAUUUCAACUCAUCUAAUAU
This is a messenger RNA of Moneuplotes crassus, 466 nucleotides long. The record is from the annotation of a GenBank genome assembly. NCBI's taxonomy places the organism in Eukaryota, Ciliophora, Spirotrichea, Euplotida, Euplotidae.